AGAAAUUGUGGAACUAUUCCCACUCUACCAAAUUGCCUAACCCUUAUCAUAUUUCCCUCCUAUUCAUGCACCCUUUUCUCUUCUUCUUUAAUAGGUGUACAACAUAUAAAGGCUGAAUAGCACUUGUUUCUCAACUCCAAUCAUACACUCUCCCUGCAUUUGUACCUUCUGUUCUGAACUUCCAGAGCAGAGCUAACCAUUGUAAUUUUUCUCUCACAGAGAUGGUUUUAGUAACCAGCAGUGGAGAUAAAGUUGCUAUGCAGCAUGAGACAGCAGUAGAUUUUCAUGGAAAUCCGGUGGACAAGUCGAAAACUGGAGGAUGGCUUGCUGCAGGACUAAUUUUGGGGACUGAGCUCUCAGAGAGGAUAUGUGUGAUGGGCAUAUCAAUGAACCUAGUGACAUACUUAGUUGGAGAUCUGCAUAUUUCAUCUGCAAAAUCUGCAACCAUUGUCACCAACUUCAUGGGUACUCUCAACCUUCUUGGUCUCCUUGGUGGUUUCUUGGCAGAUGCUAAAUUUGGUCGGUAUUUGACAGUUGCAAUUUUUGCAUCUAUAACGGCCGUGGGGGUGAUUAUGUUAACAUCGGCUACAACCAUCUCUAGCAUGAGACCUCCACCAUGUGAUGACUAUAGGAGACAGCAUCAUCAGUGUAUCGAAGCCAAUGGGCAGCAAUUGGCGUUGCUAUACGCAGCGCUCUAUACUAUAGCACUUGGCGGUGGUGGAAUCAAGUCGAAUGUAUCAGGUUUUGGAUCGGACCAAUUCGAUGCAACAGACCCCAAGGAAGAGAAGGCUAUGAUCUUUUUCUUCAACAGAUUCUAUUUCUGCAUUAGUAUUGGGUCAUUGUUUGCUGUAAUAGUGCUAGUAUACGUACAAGAUAAUGUAGGAAGAGGGUGGGGAUAUGGGAUUUCGGCAGGGACAAUGGCAAUUGCAGUAGCUAUAUUGCUUUGUGGAACACCAUGGUACAGAUUCAAGAAGCCUCAAGGGAGUCCUUUAACAGUGAUAUGGAGGGUUUUCUUCUUGGCUUGGAAGAAGCGGGGCCAUCCCCAUCCUUCUCAUCCCAGCUUUUUGAAUGAUUACCAAAACUCCCGGGUCCUCCACACAGAGAAGUUCAAAUGUAUCGACAAGGCUGCAAUUAUGGAUGGUGACGCCUCUGCUGAUGGAAACAAGAACAACCCUUGGAUAGUAUCCACAGUAAUGGAGGUUGAAGAAGUGAAGAUGUUACUCAAGCUCAUCCCUAUUUGGUCUACAUGUAUCCUCUUUUGGACAGCCUACUCUCAAAUGACAACUUUCACCAUUGAGCAAGCAACCUUCAUGGACCGAAAGGUUGGCUCUUUUACAAUUCCAGCAGGUUCAAUGUCUACUUUUCUCUUCAUCACCAUUCUCCUCUUUACAUCCCUCAACGAAAGGCUUUUCGUCCCGAUGGCUCGAAAGCUCACCAACAAUUCCCAAGGAUUCACAAGCCUUCAGAGAAUUGGUAUCGGACUCAUCUUUUCAGUAGUUGCCAUGGUUGCUGCUGCUCUUAUAGAGAAGGAAAGGAGGGAAUUCGCUGUCCAAUAUGGUACUCAAAUAAGUGCUUUCUGGCUAGUCCCGCAGUACUUCCUAGUGGGUGCAGGGGAAGCUUUUGCUUAUGUUGGACAGCUUGAGUUUUUCAUCAGAGAAGCACCCGAGAGGAUGAAAUCAAUGAGCACAGGGCUUUUCCUAAGCACACUCUCAAUGGGUUUCUUUGUUAGCAGCUUGUUAGUGUCUAUAGUUGACAAAGUGACUAAGAAGAUAUGGCUUAGGAGCAACCUGAACAAGGGAGAGUUGGACAACUUCUAUUGGCUGCUCGCAGCGCUAGGAUCGUUAAAUUUUUUUGCUUUUCUCGCAUUUGCAAUGAGACAUCAGUACAAAGUCCUGCAGUAUACUAAACCUUUCGACUCUGGUGAAAAGGAGUUGAAAACUCCAAAUGAUUUGAUGGUCAUAGAGAUGGAGAAGGAAGGACCCCCUGUAUAACGCUCUCCAGUCCCUUUUCUGUUCUGUCAGUCUUCACAUAUUCGUAUUUUCUUUCCAAACCAAUAGGAACAGAAAAUCUAUAGUUGUGUUUUCAUUUGUCACUUGCUGCUGGCAUUUCAUCAUUCAAUUUUCAGAAUCCUUGAAAUUAGGGACCCUUAAGAUAGAUACAAUGUUGUGCGAAGAUAAUUUAACAAUUUUAUAAAACUAUUCUCAGGCUUGCAUCAGUUGUAUGUUGUAUUUUUAGUAUCAAUUCUUAAUCAAAUCAUAGUUGUGAGA
Ricinus communis (castor bean) is the source of this 2267-nucleotide messenger RNA. Its product is annotated as protein NRT1/ PTR FAMILY 6.4. Gene Ontology annotation, molecular function: nitrate transmembrane transporter activity. The transcript has 5 exons. Bases 222 to 1991 code for a protein of 589 amino acids. Lineage: Eukaryota; Viridiplantae; Streptophyta; Magnoliopsida; Malpighiales; Euphorbiaceae. The record is from RefSeq and is a predicted model, not a curated record. Gene Ontology annotation, cellular component: membrane. Gene Ontology annotation, biological process: transmembrane transport; response to nitrate.